Molecule: messenger RNA, 6934 nt
Organism: Oncorhynchus gorbuscha (pink salmon)
Lineage: Eukaryota; Metazoa; Chordata; Actinopteri; Salmoniformes; Salmonidae
Product: tubulointerstitial nephritis antigen-like
Exons: 12
Coding region: 75-1607 (510 amino acids)
Biological process (GO): proteolysis
Cellular component (GO): lysosome
Molecular function (GO): peptidase inhibitor activity; cysteine-type peptidase activity
Source: RefSeq, a predicted model, not a curated record
CAGUUGUUUAGCCUGACAGUGCAGUGAAUGAUAAGAGAGUGAGGGAGAAAGGGAGACAGACUUUCUCGCUGUGUAUGAAUUACAGAGAAAGCAGCAGAAAAUCAUUUCAUCAUUUACAGGACUGGGUUUUUCUAUUGGAUUACAAACAAGAAGAGAGAUUUUCACAGAACACACAUACAAGGGUAGAAAUGAAGCUUCUAGCGGCCAUAGCAGUGGUGCUCCUCCUGGUGGUGUCGGAGAGUAUGGCGGCCAGAGGCACAUCCAGGAGGACCAAGAGGGAGCUGAUGAGCCCGCUGCACAUGGGGGGAAUCAGGGACCCGUUUGGGUCGUACUGCGAGCGGAGAGGGGGCUGCUGCCCGGGCCGGGACGACCAGUGUACGGUACCCUACCUGGACACCAUCUGUUACUGUGACCUGUUCUGUAACCGAACCAUCUCAGACUGCUGCCCUGACUUCUGGGGCCACUGUCUGGGCAUCUCACCCCCUUUCAUUGGCACCUGUGAAAGGAACAGCCACAAAUUCCUCUCAGGACAGACAUACAAAGAGAACUGCAACUUAUGUACGUGUGGAACAACUGGGCGUUGGGAGUGUGAGCAGCAUGCCUGUCUGAUAGAGAAUGACAUGAUCCAGGCUGUCAACAGAGGAAAUUAUGGCUGGCGGGCAGCAAACUACAGCCAGUUCUAUGGCAUGUCUCUGGACGAGGGCCUGAGGUAUCGCCUGGGGACACAGAGGCCCUCCAGGACUAUCAUGAGCAUGAACGAGAUGCAGCUGAAUAUGGACCCUCAGAAUGACCGUCUGCCUCAGUAUUUCAACGCAGCAGAGAAGUGGCCUGGAAAGAUCCACGAACCUCUGGAUCAGGGCAACUGCGCUGCCUCCUGGGCCUUCUCCACUGCAGCGGUGGCAUCUGAUCGAAUCUCCAUCCAGUCGAUGGGUCACAUGACCCCUCAACUGUCGCCCCAGAACCUAAUUUCCUGUGAUACACGCAACCAAGGGGGCUGUGCUGGAGGCCGUAUCGACGGAGCCUGGUGGUACAUGAGGCGCAUAGGUGUGGUGACAGAGGAGUGCUACCCGUUCUCUGCUCCCCAGCAGACACCAGCAGAGGUGGGCCGCUGUAUGAUGCAGAGUCGCUCUGUGGGCCGUGGAAAGAGACAGGCUACUGCCCGCUGCCCCAGCACACACACCUACCACAAUGACAUCUACCAGUCUACACCUCCCUACAGGCUCUCAUCAAACGAGAAGGAGAUCAUGAAGGAGAUUAUGGAUAAUGGCCCAGUACAAGCCAUCCUGGAGGUCCAUGAGGACUUCUUCGUCUAUAAGAGUGGAAUCUACAAACACACAGACGUCAGCUUCACCAAACCACCACACUACCGCAAACACAACACACACUCCGUCAGAAUCACAGGGUGGGGAGAAGAGAGGAACUAUGAUGGGACAACAAAGAAGUUCUGGAUCGCUGCCAACUCGUGGGGGAAGAACUGGGGGGAGAACGGCUACUUCCGUAUCGCUCGCGGUGAGAACGAGUGUGAGAUUGAGGCAUUUGUGAUCGGUGCGUGGGGUAGGGUCACUAUGGAAGACAUGCAGAGCCACCAUCACCGCCGACUCAAGUAGAGACAUACACUCCAGGAACUCAGCACCCUCUUCACCUACCCUGAGGGAGCAACUCAACUAGCCCCAGAGUGCCUACCCUUCAGCCCAUACCCUCUUCCCCUCCCUACCCUGGGGGAGCAACCCAACCAGCCCCUGAGGCCCUGCUCUUACUCCUUUACCCCCACGCCAAAAUUUGGGGGAACAACUCAACCAGUUCCCACUCUGACCUUUGGGGGAACCAACAACAACUACCCCAAGAACUUAAACUCUUAACCCCUUACCCCCUUGCACCCACCUCCCCUUACGGCAGCCUAGGGGUUUUGAUACCCCAACCACCCCCCCAACCCAACUCAAGGUUGAUGGCACCAAAACAAGCUCCAGGCCUGCAGGCUGAGAGAGGCUUCUCCAUACAGCCUCCUCUGGCUUCAGGACACAGCAAUAAGCACCUCAGGACUCAUUAUUCCAAAGACCAUCCUUCCCCGACUCCUCGGCUUCAGCCUAGCAUAGACUACUUCCUAUUUCUGUUCUUAAGUCUUCACUUCCACUGCUAUAAUGAUGACAGAACUGUCUUGAUCUGAACUCUCUCACUCUCCUCUUUCUCAUUGUGUAGCUCUUCAUUUGGCUGCCAUGACAGGAGGCUAUCCAUUUGGCUGCCAUGACCGGUGGCUAUCCAUUUGGCUGCCAUGACCGGUGGCUAUCCAUUUGGCUGCCAUGACAGGUGGCUAUCCAUUUGGCUGCCAUGACCGGUGGCUAUCCAUUUGGCUGCCAUGACAGGUGGCUAUCCAUUUGGCUGCCAUUACCGGUGGCUAUCCAUUUGGCUGCCAUGACAGGUGGCUAUCCAUUUGGCUGCCAUGACAGGUGGCUAUCCAUUUGGCUCCCAUGACAGGUGGCUAUCUAUCUCUGGUCUUGGUUAAACCUCUCUCUGUGUUUCUCUGUUGUUGUGUAUUUUGAAAGCCAACCCCUUAGGGACAGAUUGGGAUGGGGAGAACCAGAGUGAUAGAGGGGUAGAUGAUACAGGCACCAGACUGGGCAGUUCCCACAACAAGAGACGAUAGAAACUAACAAUCUACUACAGUUUAGUUUAACGUUAUCACUAACUCUUAGUCUAGCUACUUACAUCGCGGAUUAAUGUAUUCCUAUUACUGUCAGCAGAUCUAGUGCAGUUGCAGUAGCCUUGCAUAUCUUCACAUGUUCCAAAAAUGCAGAAUCUCACACUGGAAAGGGUGUUGGGCUAGAGGUAGGUGGGGUUGAGGGUUUAGUGAGCUGUCCAUUUGACCAAUAAUUCAUUUCAUUCAUUAAUUUACCAAAGAUUGCUGUUUUCUUUUUAGGUUAAUUGCACAGUACAGUAUUGAGUUUAAGCAAGCUCUGGAAGUGAAACUCAAUGCCAAAUUUCUCUUGAGUUUUCAGUACCUGUUUAUGGAAGAGAUGGUGUCAAUCUUCCAAUGAUAUCAAAUCAACUUCGAUCUCAUGACCAUGACAGCUCUUGACUGAAACCAACUGCUUGAACACAACUUUUCAUUAGAAAUAAUAUUAGUGGAUCAGCCGUUUAUAAAUCUCCCUUAUUACUAUUUAUAAAGUACGUAUAAAAGCAGAGAUGAAGCUUGUUUAAUAUGUGUGGAUGUGAUUGUAGCAAGCGAGGAGCUUAAAAACAGCCCCUGAAAAACACAUUCCGUUUAUUAAAUCAACUGGUUGAUAAAAUCAUAUCCUGGAAAAAUAUGAGAUCGAUUGAAAUAACAGUGUUGUCCUUUUGGUUUGAAGAAGGUGAAAUGGUCACCACCAGAUGAUGCCAGAGACAGAAGAGAAAGAGAGACACUAGACUCCCUAAUUCUUUUCUGAUGGGGUGGAGCCACUUUGGGCUACUUAUUGGCCCGUCUCACUUUUUCUGGUUUGGUGGGUGGGACGAGCAAGAGUGGACACUAAGUAGACCAGAGCCAGCUCUUCCCUCUCUCACUUGAGCAUGCCAUACAUUAUGGAGAAGCUGUGAGGUCACACAGGAAAGCAUGUUCACGCAAGAGAGGGAACCGGGACAAUUUUUUUUCAAUGGUAAACAGCCUGAGGAAACCAUCUAAGUUAUCCACUAUCUUUGAUGAUCCUUCAACAUGAUAACUUUAUAGGUUAUCAAAUGCCUUAAUGAAAUAAGUGCAGUUUUUUGGGGAGUCUCUGGUUGAAAGAUUAAACCCAUUGUGUAUUAUAGUCUUAAUCUAUUUCAUUCUGUGUAUUUACAUUUUAGUGAUUUAGCAGAGGCUCUUAUCCAGAGCAAUUUACAGGAGCAAUUAGGAUUAAGUACCUUGCUCAAGGGCACACCAGUAGGUGUGGUUACAACCCCCAUUGCAACCAUCACCUCUGAGAAAAGGACAGAGGCGCAGGAAAACAGACAUGUGUGGAUGGACAAGCAAUGUUCAAUGUGGAGGAAGGUGAGGCUAUAGGAGGUAGGGCAGACAUAGCCACAUGUUGUGUGAACCAUGCUGUAUACAGAAUAUUUACUUUCACUUCAAACGGAGCGAGAGAGGAUGAGUAUGAUCAAAUGGGGGGAUGGUGAGGCGCAUCAUGUGUUCACGAGGCAUGACAGUGCAGAAAGAAUGGAGAACAGAAGGGAGGUGGGGGAUGAGGGGGGGACUGGGGAGGGAGUCAACAGAGCUGAAAACAGAUACGAUGUCAUUGUGUUGUUUAGAAAAGAGUACACCAGAAAACUUUACCACUAUUUAGGGCUUUGUUAAGCCAGUAUCGCUGAAGCGUUAUAGAACGCUUGAUUUUCUGCAAUAUGUAUUGAAUAGAGCCCUCAGUUGUGUUUUUCACUUGACUUUUAAUCCUUUAUAGGUUCUAACCCCUGAUGCUUCAAUAGUCACAUGAUGGACGGACUCAUGCCAAACAUAGCCACAGUUCACAGGAGGUUGGUGGCAACUUAGUUGGGGAGGACGGGCUUGUGGUAAUGACUGAAGCAGAAUGCUUCAAUAGUCACAUGAUGGACGGACUCAUGCCAAACAUAGCCACAGUUCACAGGAGGUUGGUGGCAACUUAGUUGGGGAGGACGGGCUUGUGGUAAUGACUGAAGCGGAAUGCUUCAAUAGUCACAUGAUGGACGGACUCAUGCCAAACAUAGCCACAGUUCACAGGAGGUUGGUGGCAACUUAGUUGGGGAGGACGGGCUUGUGGUAAUGACUGAAGCGGAAUGCUUCAAUAGUCACAUGGUGGACGGACUCAUGCCAAACAUAGCCACAGUUCACAGGAGGUUGGUGGCAACUUAGUUGGGGAGGACGGGCUUGUGGUAAUGACUGAAGCGGAAUGCUUCAAUAGUCACAUGGUGGACGGACUCAUGCCAAACAUAGCCACAGUUCACAGGAGGUUGGUGGCAACUUAGUUGGGGAGGACGGGCUUGUGGUAAUGACUGAAGCAGAAUGCUUCAAUAGUCACAUGAUGGACGGACUCAUGCCAAACAUAGCCACAGUUCACAGGAGGUUGGUGGCAACUUAGUUGGGGAGGACGGGCUUGUGGUAAUGACUGAAGCGGAAUGCUUCAAUAGUCACAUGGUGGACGGACUCAUGCCAAACAUAGCCACAGUUCACAGGAGGUUGGUGGCAACUUAGUUGGGGAGGACGGGCUUGUGGUAAUGACUGAAGCGGAAUGCUUCAAUAGUCACAUGAUGGACGGACUCAUGCCAAACAUAGCCACAGUUCACAGGAGGUUGGUGGCAACUUAGUUGGGGAGGACGGGCUUGUGGUAAUGACUGAAGCAGAAUGCUUCAAUAGUCACAUGAUGGACGGACUCAUGCCAAACAUAGCCACAGUUCACAGGAGGUUGGUGGCAACUUAGUUGGGGAGGACGGGCUUGUGGUAAUGACUGAAGCGGAAUGCUUCAAUAGUCACAUGAUGGACGGCCUCAUGCCAAACAUAGCCACAGUUCACAGGAGGUUGGUGGCAACUUAGUUGGGGAGGACGGGCUUGUGGUAAUGACUGAAGCAGAAUGCUUCAAUAGUCACAUGAUGGACGGCCUCAUGCCAAACAUAGCCACAGUUCACAGGAGGUUGGUGGCAACUUAGUUGGGGAGUACGGGCUUGUGGUAAUGACUGGAGCGGAAUCAGUGGAAUGUUAUCAAAUACACUUGGAAACCAAGUGUUUGAUGCCAUUCCAUGUGCGCCGUUCCUGACAUUAUUAUGAGCCGUUCUCCCCUCAGUAGCCUCCACUGCCAUAGCUAUGCAACAAAUCAACAAGUGAAAGCUGAUGUGCAACAUCAUUUAGUUUUUUGGUAGACAUUACAUCAUUUUAUUGCAUUCAUAAAAUUAAUAAAUUAAUAAAAACAAAUCAAUUGUUAAAAUUGUGACUUCUAAAAGCAAUAUGAAAGGAAUCUGCUAAUGCGUUGCUAGGCAAUAAAGAAGGCUACAUGUCAUUGUGUCAUUUCUUACAUUUUGCAAAGUAUUAACAAGUAGAAUUGGGAGGUGUUUCCGCAUGAUUAAUUUAUUCUAGAUUUUACAUUACCGUUAUAAGCUACCAUAACUGUUCAUAGACCUAGUAGUUUAUUGGUGCAAGUCAAAUCAGUUUUAUCCUUUAAAAUAAUGUUAUAGUACUAUCCCAUUAGACUAUGAGAUACAGCCCCUAGCCAAUGAAAAACCCCAGGGCUCUGUCCCAAAUGAAACCCUAUUCCAUAUACAGUAGUGCACUACUUUGACCAGUGCCCUGGGACACAGCUAGGCCUACUGUAUACGGUUAUUGUCAAUAUGUUGGCUAACCAGAUGGAUCCUCAUUCCCAUGCAGUCAUCCAGAUAGUUAUGUCCUUCUAGGGAUAAACCAGUGAUAGACAGAUAAGCCUGUCUGGAUCAAUGGGACGAGAUGAGAAGGCAAUUGGAUCCAAGUCAUGCGGAGGAAAGGAAUUUGGCCAAGGCUGGAUCCAAGUUGGUCUGACUGUUCUUUUUUAGUUUGAGUGAAUCAUGAGUGUGAUGAUUCACUGGGUUCCAUCUUUAGUCUGCCUAUUCAAGGUGCCCAGAUCUGUAGAAGACACUGUCUCGAGUCGACUAACAAUGAGAUCUUUGUCAGUCUUAAAAAAUGAUUUGGAUGGUAUUCAGGGGUUAAAGUUACUCUAACAUUAAAGAGCCACUCACUCAACCAAACAUGUAUCUUAUACUAUAGGACUCCUUCAAAACCACAGAACCCCAGUCAGAAGUUGUGUAUUCAAAGUCAAAGACCCACUUCAUAUUCAUUGAUACAUAGACUUUAUUUAUGACAAGAUGUAUAAAUGACAUAUUUUAUUUUCUGUGCAAUGUUUAUUAUUAUGAUCUGUCUCUUGUAUUGUGUGCACUAAAUGAAACCCCCCUGUAGUUUUUACCUGUGUGGCACAAUAAAGUCUCUUAAAACAAC